This is a messenger RNA of Klebsormidium nitens, 1798 nucleotides long. The record is from the annotation of a GenBank genome assembly. Lineage: Eukaryota; Viridiplantae; Streptophyta; Klebsormidiophyceae; Klebsormidiales; Klebsormidiaceae.
GCCUGGCGUUGGAGUCCUGUGUUCUGUGAUGAACUUCAGAAGCUUUAAGUUUCGGAACGACUGUCAAAAGCGCUUUAGGCUUUAGCUGCUGUGCCACCAUUCCACACCUCAACAAGUGACAGCGAUCUCAGAGCAAUCCCCCGGGCAGGGCAGAUAAUGCCGGGGAGAGCUCUCAAGAUGGAGACGGCGCCGAACUCUGCAAGCAAGAUUCAUGAGGACGCGUUGUUCUUUGACAAGCUGGUGGAGCUGGUGCCAGCCAAGUUCUACUUUGAGAACGAAGAUGAAGCACUGAACUGGAAAUACAUGCACAACAAGAACAAAACGCCGGAGGCCAAGCUUGCUGCCAAGGAGGGGGUCAAGAAAGCAAAGAGAGCAAAGCUGGACCCAAGUAAUUACAAGAGCAAUCUCGAGAUUCAGAAGGAAAGGGCGCAGCAGGAUGCCGCAGCCAGGGGGACCGACGCCGUUGCCCCCCUUCCUGAAACGAACGCCGGUCCCGAGGCUCCUGUCGCGUUUCAGAACGGGGUUCUCACGGGUUCGGGCGAAUCAGGGGGGGGUGCGGCGACGCAUUCCGAGUUGAAGCAGAGGUUGCAUGAGCGGAUUGAAACGCUGAAAGCGAGACGGGAAAUGGAGGAGGAACGGAAAGAGAGGAAGAAAGGGGAGAAGGAGAAGAAGCGGAAACGGGACGAGGGGGGGGCGGAGAAGAAAGUUGCGGGGGUGAAAGGAGAGGACAGCGAGGCUGCGAUCGGGAAGGGGCCUGCGAAGCUUGACGGUGAUCAGAAGAAGAACGAUAAGAAGCGGAAAGCUGGGGGGAAGGGUGAAGGAAAGGUAGCUGAAACGAAAGGACAGCGGAAGGAGAACGAGGGCGUGAAAUCGGAGGUUGGAGCGGAAAAAGGGAGUAAAAUACCGAAGGUGGAGCCAGAUGCGGGCGUUGCCAGGCCAACGAAAAAGGCAAAACCAUCCAAGGAGGUUGCCACCCCUUCAAUCCAGUUCAACAAGCUCGAGAUAGGAGACGACAAAGGAGACAGGAAAGGGAAGAAGGCCAAGGGCAAGCGAGAACAGAAGAAGGACCUACUGAAGAAGGCCACCGUUCUGCAGACUGAGCUGAAAGAGAAGGCGGGCACUAAGGAGGGCCAGGAGAAGCUAGCAAAGCACGCCUGGACUUCGUCGCUGAAGAGAGCUUCGGGAGAGAAGGUUCUUGACGACCCGAAGCUGCUGAAAAAGUCGAUCAAGUCGGAGGAGAAGAAGCGGGAGCACAGCCAAAAGAAGUGGAAGAGCCGGAAGGCGGAAGACCGGAAGGCCGUGGAGGCGAAGCAAGAGAAGCGGAACACGAAUCUGAAGCAGCGGGCGGACGCCAAAAAGGAGCGAAAGAUACAAAAGAGAGAAAAGAAGCUGAUGAAUCCAGGCCGGAAGAAGAGUGUGUGAGGCGCUACAGAUAUCGACGGAUACUGGCACCUCUCAUUUUCACCAUAAGUGGAGCAGCACACGAGAAGGAAAUUGUCGAGGGCUCUACAAAAGAACCAUAUUCGGUUAGCUGGAUCUGCCACCCAAUUCGAUAUUGCGGUGCGAGCAAGUUUAAUUAGAUCGUAUGCAGACUUCAUCCGUGCAACCACUGACUCGCGGUGAGAAUUAACCUACUGUAAUCUGGUAGGCUCGAUAAGGAGUCGGAAGCCGGCCAUGCGUGAUGCAUCCGCGCGCGCGCGCGCCGCAACACUGAACUGUAACUAGUACUACGUGGUAGUUACUGACUUAUACCCGAGCACUGUAUGCAUUUCGCCGCGGGACUCAACGUUGAACGCUC